AUGUCUGCCGAGCAAACUCCCGCCACUGAGCCCGUGGCUGCGGCCCAGGCUGCUGGCGAUAUGGGCACCGAGACUGCCACCGAGACUGCCACCGAAACCGCCACUGAGACUGCUGUCACUGAUGCUGCGACUCCCUCUGCCACCGAAACUCCUCUCACCAAGCUGACUGCCCGUUUGCCUGACAUCACCAAAAAGGCUGACCACAAUGAGAUGUGGGGCGUUGAUCUGUCCACAGACAGUGCCCACGCUCCUACGCAAGUCAUCCUCUUCAAGUUCCUUAAGGCCAACAACAAUGAUGUCGCUGCCGCCGAGAAGCAGCUUACUUUGGCCUUGGAGUGGCGCAAGAAGAUUCAGCCAGGGAAGCUUGUGACUGAACCCUUUGACAAGAACAAGUUUGGUGACUUGGGCUUUGUGACUGUUCACAAGGAUGCCACCGGUGACAAGGAGACGGUCAUUACGUGGAAUAUUUAUGGCGCUGUAAAAGACAAAAAGGCCACCUUUGGAAAUGUCGAAGACUUCAUUCGUUGGCGUUCUGCGCUCAUGGAGCUCGGCAUCCAGAAACUCCGUCUCAAUGAAAUCAAGGAACCCCUUGCUUUGGACGCACCGGACACUCACCAGAUGCUCCAGGUCCACGACUACCUGUCCGUCAGCUUCCUCCGCAUGGACCCAGCCGUCAAGGCUGCUAGCAAGCAAACCAUCGAGACCUUCUCCAUGGCGUAUCCGGAACUACUUGCCCACAAGUACUUUGUCAAUGUGCCAGCCUUCAUGGGCUGGGUGUAUGGCUUUAUGAAGAUGUUCCUGCCCGCUGCCACAUUGCGCAAGUUCCAUCCCAUGGCCUCGGGUACCACUCUCGCCACUGAGUUGCCAGGCAUUUCAGCCUCUCUUCCCAAGGAGUAUGGCGGCCGGGGCCCCAGUGUGAAAGAAGGCGAAACUGUCAAGCUGGUUGAUUUGACACCAAAGGCAGAGGAGAAGAAGGUCGACGCUGCUCCCGCUGCUGAGGCUCCCGCUGCCGAGCCUGAGGCUAAGCCUGACGUUACACCUGCCGCUGACGUUGACCCCAAGGCCACGGAUGAGGUGACAGAGAAGGAGACUGCCGCCUAG
Molecule: messenger RNA, 1101 nt
Organism: Metarhizium acridum CQMa 102
Lineage: Eukaryota; Fungi; Ascomycota; Sordariomycetes; Hypocreales; Clavicipitaceae
Product: Phosphatidylinositol transfer protein sfh5
Biological process (GO): Golgi to plasma membrane protein transport; regulation of exocytosis
Cellular component (GO): cytosol; plasma membrane; cortical endoplasmic reticulum
Molecular function (GO): phosphatidylinositol transfer activity
Source: RefSeq, a predicted model, not a curated record